Messenger RNA from Camelina sativa (false flax), 1699 nucleotides. RefSeq names its product UDP-glycosyltransferase TURAN. Gene Ontology annotation, molecular function: mannosyltransferase activity. NCBI's taxonomy places the organism in Eukaryota, Viridiplantae, Streptophyta, Magnoliopsida, Brassicales, Brassicaceae. Gene Ontology annotation, cellular component: endoplasmic reticulum. The record is from RefSeq and is a predicted model, not a curated record.
AUUAGUGUAUCUCUUUCUCCUCCGCCUCAUCGUAAAGUUUUGCCCGGAGCAUAUCGACGGGAUCUGGGAGAACCGUGAAGAUGGGGAAAAGAGGAAGGGCUUGUGUAGUGGUACUUGGAGAUCUUGGUCGAAGUCCUCGGAUGCAAUAUCACGCUCUUUCUCUUGCUCUCCAGGCAUCAUUUCAAGUGGACAUUGUUUCAUAUGGAGGUUCUAUACCCCAUGAAGCUGUUCUAAAUCACCCAUCAAUCCACAUUCAUACAAUGGCGCAGCCUCGAUUUCUUCAGCUCUUUCCAAAGAUACUUUAUCCUGUUACUCUCUUGCUCAAGGCAUUUAUUCAGUUUACAAUGCUUCUCUGGUUUCUUUUCGUAAAAGUACGAGCGCCUGACAUUUUCUUGGUCCAGAAUCCUCCUUCUGUUCCAACCCUAAUUGCUGUUAAGUGGGCGAGCUCAUGGAGACGUGCAGCGUUUGUUGUAGAUUGGCAUAAUUUUGGAUAUACGUUGUUGGCAUUGUCUUUAGGAAGAAACAAUUUGCUUGUAUCUUUAUACCGCUGGUUUGAGAAUCAUUAUGGAAAGAUGGCAACAGGUUCGCUAUGUGUGACAAAAGCAAUGCAACAUGAACUGGAUCAGAAUUGGGGAGUGAGAGCCAAAGUUUUAUAUGAUCAGCCUCCUGAGUUUUUCCGCCCUGCUUUGCUUGAAGAAAGGCACGAGUUGUUUUGCCGAGUGAAGAAAGAUCUUUGCCAUCCAGUUGGCGUGUAUGAUUUCAUCAGUGGAGAGUUGGAGAAUAAAGAGUUUAAUGAAACCCUUUUUACUACCAAAAACAAUGCGGACAUCUCGCUGAAGCAAAACAGACCAGCUCUUGUUGUGAGCAGUACAAGCUGGACCCCUGAUGAAAAUUUUGGUAUCCUAUUGGAAGCUGCAGUGAUGUAUGAUCGGCGUGUUGCUGCAAGAUCAAAAGGAAGUGAUACAGCUGAAAUUUCAGAAGAGCAACACUUUUAUCCCAAUUUGUUGUUCAUCAUUACAGGUAAAGGACCUGAAAAGGAGAUGUACGAGGAGAAAAUCAAACGAUUAAACCUCAAACAUGUGGCGUUCCGUACAAUGUGGCUUGCAGCUGAGGAUUAUCCAUUGCUUUUAGGUUCUGCAGAUCUUGGUGUUUGCCUACACACUUCGUCAUCUGGUUUAGACCUUCCCAUGAAGGUUGUUGAUAUGUUUGGAUGUGGCCUCCCAGUUUGCUCGGUUUCCUACUCAUGCAUUCAAGAACUCGUUAAGGAUGGGAAGAACGGACUCUUGUUUUCAUCUUCAUCGGAAUUAGCAGAUCAAUUAUUGGUUAGUAACUUUCUUUCUUUUAAAGCCACUUUUCACCUAAUCUACACUAGUAGUAAUGUUCUUGUGUCCUGUUUUUCUGAACAGAUUCUCUUCAAGGGUUUUCCCGGGAACUGUGAUGCACUAAUGUCGCUUAAAGCGGGUGCAAUGGAGACUGGUUCUUCGGGUCGAUGGGCUACAGAGUGGGAAAAUUGUGCUAAACCUUUGAUUACUCGGGUCGUAUCUCAAAUAGCGGAUUGAUGAAAGAGAAGACUCAAAUUGGUGGGCUUAAAAAAAUCUGGCAACUUAUUUUGUAGAUUCAAAUUUUUGUACACAAUCAUAUAUAUCACAAGAUUGUCUCAAAAUAUUGACAAAUUUCAAAAAGAUUUUGGCAUGAGUCU